Monosiga brevicollis MX1 is the source of this 2121-nucleotide messenger RNA. RefSeq lists its product as uncharacterized. NCBI's taxonomy places the organism in Eukaryota, Choanoflagellata, Craspedida, Salpingoecidae. Gene Ontology annotation, molecular function: ATP-dependent DNA damage sensor activity; ATP binding; mismatched DNA binding. The transcript is spliced from 13 exons. Gene Ontology annotation, biological process: mismatch repair. The record is from RefSeq and is a predicted model, not a curated record. Gene Ontology annotation, cellular component: MutSalpha complex; nucleus. The coding region runs from base 1 to 2121 and encodes 706 amino acids.
AUGUACACAAAAGCGCUGGCAGGCCCAAAGCUUCUUAUGUGCCCCCAUCUGCCUCUUGCGUUGGUUGCCAACUCCUUGACAUCUCCCUCUCACACUUUUCCUCUUUUCUCUCUUUCUCUCUUUCUCUCUCUCUCUCUCUCUCUCUCUCUCUCUCUCUCUCUCUCUCUCUCUCUCUCUCUCUUUUCUCUCUCUUUUCUGUGUUCGCGAACCUUUUCUUGCUGCCCAUCUGACUCAACUCCUAUUUGCAUCACAUGUCGGGACAUGGUCGAGCGCUUGGCAGCCGCGGAUUACCGAAGCACCCUUUUAGCCCUCGCCGAUAAGCAAGUGCCUUUUUGCUUUGCUCUAUUCUGGUCCCGAGCCGUGAGUCCCGCCAUUGGCACAAACAUUGUUGUGACACAAACGAACAAACGUGGUCAUAGGUACUAUGCACUUGCAAGUGCUGCAGCCUUGAUGCGCUUUGUACAGCACGAAGAAGCCACCCAUCUUGCCAGCAAGAGUCUCAAGAUCACCUUUGCAACGGCUGAUGGGGCCGUCUGGAUAGAUUCCAACAGCGUCAAGCAACUCGAGCUGCUACAGAGCGUGCGAGAACCCACAGACACCAGCAACAGCCUCUAUGGCAUUUUGAACAACACUAAAACCGUUGUAGGAGACAGGCCUGUGGCCAACAUUAUGUGUGCCUCAAGAGUUGCUCUGAAAAGCCUGUACUCUACCACCGCAUCCGGGCUCCGUUUCACAAAUGAUCUGUUAGAUCGAAUGCUGCGCUCAGAAAUCCUUCAGCCUCCGGCCACCUUGGCUACCAUCAAGGGUCGCCAGCAGGUUGUGAGUUUGCUGGCUGCUCAGCCUGAGCGACUACGCGAACUAUCUGAGCUCUUGAACAAGUUUCACGAUAUUGAUGGAGCCAUUGCCAUGUGUAUUCAGCUCCCCAAGCGCGACGAUGCCCAAGCGAUAGCCCGCCGCCUCAUGUUGCUGCUACACCUGCAACAAGAUCUGCAGCUUGUUGAGCCUCUCCGCCAAUGUUGCGAUCAGCUCGCCCAGCCACUCGUGCUGAUGUUGCGCGAUCUGCUCGAUCCCACUACUACAGCCGCUAUGCAGUCCUUGUUCACCGCUACCUUUGCCAUUCAAGACGUUCAUGCAGGCUCUCACCUUCCGCGCGAAGCCGUGGUCGGUGCCAUCAAGGAAGGUGUCAAUGGCAAGUAUCACAGCACAGCUACCCACCCAUCUCUAUAUGGAAAGCACGCUUACGAGGGCACGCAGAAAGCUACAAAUCUACCUGAUCCCCCAGGUCGCUUACCAGACCGCAUGCCCGUAGACUUGCUCGACAUAGCGCGUCGCACUCAUCAAGAGUUGCUCUCGGAUAUGCAUGAAGUUGUCGCAGCAUUCAAUGAUGAAUAUCAGCUCGAGGCGCAGCUGGCCUUUUCGCAGACUCGCGGCCACUUCAUGCGCAUGAAAAUCCCCAAAGAAGCCAAUGCCUUGCCAUCCGUCCUGCAAUUCUUGAGCAUAUCGGGCAAGACAGCCUCCGGCUCAACAGAGGAGUUGACCAGUCUGAACGAGCGAGUUGCAGAAGUUUUUGCCGAGCUCAUGGACUUGGCUAAUGGAAUCGUGCACGAGUUUUUGGCCCAGCUGCGCCCCCACAUUGCCAUGCUCUACAAGCUGGCCGAAACGAGUCUCACCUCGUCGCCAACACAGGUGGCUCUGCUUGACUUUUUGCAGAGCUUGGCGGGCAUGGCCGUUCAAUAUCCAAGCAUCUCCUUUGCUCAGCCCGAGUUUUGUGAAACACUGGCCAUUCAAGCCGGCUACCAUCCCGUACUCCUUAGUCGUGGCUUGCGCGAGGGCUCACAAGUGGUACCCAAUGACACGUAUGCCAACAGGAGCGCCUCAACGGUUGUCAUCACCGGGCCCAACAUGGCGGGCAAGUCCGUGUAUCUGCGCCAGGUGGUGCUCCUGCAGAUCCUGGCGCAACUGGGCGGGCUAGUGCCCGCACGUUUUGCUUCCUUUCGCCUCAUUGAGCAAAUCUUCACCCGGAUUGGCAAUGACGACGCAAUUGAGGCCCACUCAAGUGCCUUUGGCAUAGAAUGCCAGGAGCUGAACCUCAUAUUACAGGCAAGUUUUGGCACAGCUUAA